This is a messenger RNA of Trachymyrmex cornetzi, 603 nucleotides long. RefSeq lists its product as uncharacterized. Lineage: Eukaryota; Metazoa; Arthropoda; Insecta; Hymenoptera; Formicidae. The record is from RefSeq and is a predicted model, not a curated record. The transcript has a single exon. Bases 1 to 603 code for a protein of 200 amino acids.
AUGAGUCGCAAUAUUCUAAACAUACGGGGUGAGCCUAUCUUCGACGAUCGUAUCGUUAAGAUCGAGACUCACACUUACAACCCAUACGCUAACACCACAUUCGGAUACAGCGAUGAAAUACGAAUACCUAUACAUCAUCAGGAUCUGUACACGUUACAAUGUGAGAGUUUUCUCUACGUCGAGGGAAAAUUUUCAACGACAAAACGAGAUGGAAACACAUCCGAGGAACAACCUCCAAAAUUGUCGAAUAAUUGCGUCGCGUUCAUGUUCGACGAGAUUCGGUACGAGUUAGACGGUGUGGAAAUUGAUAGAUCUAGAAACGUUGGUAUUACCAGUACGAUAAAAAAUUUCAUAUCGUUAACCACUGGCAAGAAUAUAACGUUAGAAAAUGCAGGAUGGGACGGCACGAUGCAGUUAUUUCGCGCACCGCUUUCCGAGAAUUUCAACUUUUGCGUACCACUUAACACUCUCCUAGGAUUUUGCGAGGAUUACAAACGCAUAGUGAUAAACGCACGACACGAACUUAUCCUGAUACGUGCGCGUAACGAUAACAAUUGUGUUGUGGCGCACGAUUCGACGGAAAAUCUAAAAUCACGCUAUUAA